AUGCCGAGGCCCGCUCUGUCAGUCACUGCUUUUUGUCAUCGGCUCGGCAAACGGGAGAGCAAACGAAGCUUCAUGGGAAACAGCAGCAACAGUUGGCUCUUCCCCAGGGAAGAAGCUCAAGGCUGGAUGGGCCAGGCUGUGCAGGGAGGGACCAGGACAAGCAGGUCUCAUGCAUCAUUCCCCAAGCUGGAGCUGGGCCUGGGACACCGUCCCUCCCCACCCCGGGAGCCGCCUACCUGCUCCAUCUGUCUGGAAAGGCUUCGAGAGCCCAUCUCACUGGACUGUGGCCAUGACUUCUGCAUCCAGUGCUUCAGCACGCAUCGCGUCCCAGGCUCUGAGCCACCAUGCUGCCCUGAGUGCCGGAAAAUCUGCAAGCAGAAGAAGGGCCUCCGCAGUCUAGGGGAGAGGAUGAAGCUCCUGCCACAGCGGCCGCUGCCCCCUGCACUGCAGGAGACCUGUGCCGUGAGGGCAGAGCGGCUGCUAUUGGUACGUAUCAAUGCCUCUGGAGGCCUCAUCCUCAGAAUGGGGGCCAUAAACCGCUGCCUGAAGCAUCCAUUGGCCAGGGACACACCUGUCUGUUUACUUGCUGUACUGGGAGAGCAGCACUCAGAAAAGUACUUCCUCCUGGACCACUUGCUCAGAGGUUUACCAAACCUGGAAUCUGGUGACAAUGGCAGGCCCAGGGCAGAGGGGUCUCUGCCUGGGAUCAGAUGGGGUGCCAAUGGCCUUACUAGGGGCAUCUGGAUGUGGAGUCAUCCCUUCCUGCUGGGAAAAGAAGGGAAGAAGGUGGCUGUGUUCUUAGUGGACACAGGAGAUGUCAUGAGCCCGGAACUGAGCAGGGAGACAAGGAUCAAGCUCUGUGCUCUCACCAUGAUGCUCAGCUCCUACCAGAUCCUGAACACCUCCCAAGAGCUGAAGGACACAGACCUGGGCUAUCUAGAGAUGUUCGUUCACGUGGCUGAGGUGAUGGGCAAGCAUUAUGGGAUGGUGCCAAUCCAGCAUCUGGACCUCUUAGUUCGUGACUCUUCCCAUCACAAUAAGUCAGGGCAGGGGCACGUGGGUGACAUACUCCAGAAGCUGUCCGGCAAAUACCCCAAGGUCCAGGAGCUGCUCCUAGGGAAACGGGCCCGCUGUUACCUCUUGCCUGCUCCUGAGAGGCAGUGGUCAAGCAAAGGUCAAGCAAGCCCAAGAGGCAACACAGAAGAUGACUUCUCUCACCUCUUCCGGGCCUACAUCUCGGAUGUGCUGAGCACAGCACCUCAGCACGCUAAGAGCCGCUGCCAGGGGUACUGGAGUGAGGGGCGUGCCAUAGCCAGAGGGGACAGACGCCUGCUCACAGGGCAGCAGCUAGCACAGGAGAUCAAGAACCUCUCAGGUUGGAUGGGGAAGACUGGGCCCAGUUUUAGCUCUCCAGAAGAGAUGGCUGCUCAGCUCCAUGACCUGAGGAAAGUGGAAGCUGCCAAGAAGGAGUUUGAGGAGUAUGUGAGGCAGCAGGACAUAGCCACUAAGCGCAUCUUCUCUGCACUCCGAGUCCUGCCCGAUACCAUGCGGAACCUCCUCUCUACCCAGAAGGACGCCAUCUUGGCCCGCCAUGGUGUGGCCUUGUUGUGCAAGGAGAGAGAGCAGACCUUGGAGGCCCUGGAAGCUGAGCUGCAGGCGGAGGCCAAGGCCUUUAUGGACUCCUACACAAUGCGCUUCUGUGGCCACCUGGCCGCAGUGGGGGGCGCAGUAGGCGCAGGGCUCAUGGGCCUGGCAGGGGGUGUGGUGGGUGCAGGCAUGGCAGCGGCAGCACUGGCUGCUGAAGCUGGAAUGGUGGCAGCUGGGGCAGCGGUGGGGGCCACUGGGGCUGCUGUAGUUGGGGGUGGUGUGGGUGCCGGCCUGGCUGCUACCGUUGGCUGCAUGGAGAGGGAGGAAGACGAGAGGGUACAAGGAGGGGACCGAGAGCCCCUUCUCCAGGAAGAAUAA
Messenger RNA from Arvicola amphibius (Eurasian water vole), 1965 nucleotides. It is a transcript of the gene Rnf112, whose product is annotated as ring finger protein 112. The transcript has 15 exons. NCBI's taxonomy places the organism in Eukaryota, Metazoa, Chordata, Mammalia, Rodentia, Cricetidae. Bases 1 to 1965 code for a protein of 654 amino acids. Gene Ontology annotation, biological process: protein homooligomerization; endoplasmic reticulum organization. The record is from RefSeq and is a predicted model, not a curated record. Gene Ontology annotation, molecular function: metal ion binding; GTPase activity; GTP binding.